AUGAGAAGUGCCUUAGUGAUCAUCGCGUUGGUUGGCGUUUGUUUGGCGUCGCACCAUUCAGCGGAUCCAUCAAAGGAUUCGGAACACAUCAAGGGAAAAGAGCACGAUGCGAAAUAUGAUCAUGAUCAAUUUUUGGGCAAGGAUACUGCGGCCGAGUUUGACGAAUUGACACCAGAGAAAUCCAAGGAGAAAUUAGCGUGAGUUGAAGAUCUUGUAAAGGUUUUGAGAUCUUGCGGUUCAAAAAGAAGUACCGCAUUAUCAGAUCAUUGAACACUCAAUUCGAUCAGAUAGAUUUUGUAUACAGUAGAAUCGUGAGGCCAAGUGAUUCAAAUGAAUCAGUACAGUUUUCUGAGCUUCAGAUUUUUACUCACACAAAACGUUUAAAAUUUUCUUGAUCAAAUAGUUUUUUUUUGCAGUUUAGGUACUGUAUUUCAGGUUAUGAUUAAUUUUCAAACAGUAACCAGAACUCACAGAUUUUUUGAGCCUGGCUCAGAGUUUCCUAAUUUUCUAAUAAAAUCUGGUUAUGCAUCCAGAACAGUAAAUCGAUUCUGAAUUCUUUUUAGAUCAACUCAAAAAACUUUCCCCCGAUUUCCUUUCUAACUCUCAUAAAUCCAAUAUUUUCCAGUAAACUCGUUCCAAAAAUGGACUCGAACACUGACGGAUUUGUUGAAGAAAACGAGUUGAAAGAUCACAUCAACUUUAUGCAAAAACGUUACGUCAACAACGAUGUUGAGAGAACCUGGAAGAACUACAAAGCGGAAAAGAUUGUCGAUGGCAAAAUCAAAUGGGCCGAUUACCGCGAAAUGGUCUACGGAUCAGCCGACGGUGCUGGACAAGAAAUCUCACCAGAAUACAAGAAAAUGAUUGCUAGAGAUGAGAAACGUUGGGCUGUCGCUGAUUACGAUUCGAAUGGCGCUUUGGAUCGAACUGAAUAUGGAUGUUUCAUGCAUCCAGAAGAUUGCGAUCAUAUGAGAGACAUCGUUGUCGCUGAAACCGUUGAUGAUAUCGACAAGAACAAGGAUGGAGUUGUUGAUUUGGAAGAAUACAUCGGUGAUAUGUACAGACCAGAAGAUUAUCCAGAAUUGAACGGAAAGGAACCAGAUUGGGUUCAAUCGGAACGCGAAAUGUUCAAGGAGCACAGAGAUAAGGAUGGUGAUGGAAAAUUGAACCAAGAAGAAAUGCGCGAUUGGAUUAUGCCAGUCGGUUUCGAUCACGCUGAAGCUGAAGCUCGUCACUUGGUUGGAAUUGCUGAUGAUAACAAAGAUGGAAAACUCUCCCUUGAAGAGAUUGUUGCCCAUUAUGAUACUUUCGUCGGAUCGCAAGCCACCGAUUAUGGAGAGCAACUUCAAAAACACGAUCCAGCUGAGCUCUAA
Molecule: messenger RNA, 1373 nt
Organism: Caenorhabditis angaria
Lineage: Eukaryota; Metazoa; Nematoda; Chromadorea; Rhabditida; Rhabditidae
Source: the annotation of a GenBank genome assembly